CACUGUAAAGCAUAUUUUAUAGCUGUAUAGCUUAUUAAUUGUACUAUAUAUUGAAGAGCUAGUAAGUUAAGCUUCAAACCAACUAAUCUCAUAGUUAGGAAAAUAUAAUCAAUUAUGGCUACCCUUAUUGCUCCCAUCAACCAUUCUCCUGUUGCAGAUGCAGAAGCUCUUCAUAAAGCUGUCCAAGGAUGGGGGACUGAUGAAAAGAGUGUGAUUACAAUAUUGGGUCAUAGAAAUGUUUAUCAGAGACAACAAAUCAGAAAAUCUUAUCAAGAAACAUACCAAGAGGAUCUCCUCAAACGCCUUGAAUCUGAACUCUCUGGUGACUUUGAGAGAGCUGUGUACCGUUGGAUGCUGGAACCUGCGGAUCGCGAUGCUGUUUUGGCCAAUGUAGCCAUUAAGGAUGGAAACAAAGGACACCAUGUUAUUAUUGAAAUUGUUAGUGUUCUUUCACCUGAAGAAGUUCUAGCAAUGCGUCGCGCUUAUCAUAAUCGUUACAAGCAUUCUUUAGAAGAAGAUGUUGCUGCUCAUACCACUGGCCAUCUUCGCCAGCUAUUGGUUGGAUUGGUAACCUCAUUUAGAUAUGGUGGUGAUGAGAUCAAUCCAAAAUUAGCAAAAACUGAAGCUGAUAUUCUUCAUGAAUCAAUCAAAGAGAAGAAAGGAAACCCUGAAGAAGCCAUUAGAAUCCUUACUACAAGAAGCAAGACCCAGCUUUUGGCGACGUUUAAUCGUUACAGAGAUGACCAUGGCAUUUCCAUAACUAAGAAACUGUUGGAUAAUGCAUCCGAUGACUUUCACAAGGCACUGCACACCGCGAUUCGAUGCAUCAAUGACCAUAAGAAGUACUAUGAAAAGGUUCUGCGUGGUGCGCUGAAAAGGGUUGGAACCGAUGAGGAUGGACUGACUCGGGUGGUUGUGACAAGAGCUGAGAAGGAUCUGAAGGACAUCAAAGAGGUGUAUUAUAAGAGAAACAGUGUUCACCUUGAAGAUGCAGUGGCCAAAGAAAUUUCAGGGGACUACAAAAAGUUCAUCCUUACCUUGUUGGGGAAGUAAGAUUGAAGUGAUUGGCUCUAGAUAAGGGCAUAUGUUUUAAUAAUGGUUUUUGGUUAUGCUGGUUUAGUUUCUUGGUUUGAUUUGGUUUUUUGGUCAUGUUUUCUUGAGUCUGGUUUUGAAUUAUAAUCUCUGUUGUGAGAGACAAUAUGUACUUCUAUUAUAUUCUAUCUUAAUAAAUAAUUUUAUUAUAUUCGAUGUUUGACUAUA
This is a messenger RNA of Trifolium pratense (red clover), 1260 nucleotides long. Its product is annotated as annexin-like protein RJ4. The coding region runs from base 115 to 1053 and encodes 312 amino acids. Lineage: Eukaryota; Viridiplantae; Streptophyta; Magnoliopsida; Fabales; Fabaceae. The record is from RefSeq and is a predicted model, not a curated record. Gene Ontology annotation, cellular component: cytoplasm. Gene Ontology annotation, molecular function: calcium-dependent phospholipid binding; calcium ion binding. The transcript is spliced from 6 exons.